GGUCAUGUGAUUAGCUGUGUCCAAUCACAGCUGAUCGCCUCACGAGCUGUCACGCUGACAGAGGAGAGGAGAGCUGGUAAUCGGCAUUCCUCAGAGGGGACAUGUACACAGAUCAUCAGGGCACUGAUGAUCAGUGUGCCCUGAUGAUCAGUGUAGCCCCAGCAGUGCCACCUGUCAGUGUCCAUCAAUGCCAGCUCUCAGUGCUAAUCAAUGCCACCUGCCAGUGUCCAUCAGUGCCACAUAUCAGUGCCUACCAGUGCACAUUAAUGCCACAUCAGUGCCCAUCUGAGCUGCCUUUCAGUGCCACCUAUCAGUGCCAGUCAGAGCCCUCUAUCAGUGCUCACAAUCAGUGCCACCAGUGUGCAUCAGUG
Staurois parvus is the source of this 371-nucleotide messenger RNA. The record is from the annotation of a GenBank genome assembly. NCBI's taxonomy places the organism in Eukaryota, Metazoa, Chordata, Amphibia, Anura, Ranidae.